Molecule: messenger RNA, 2532 nt
Organism: Brenthis ino (lesser marbled fritillary)
Lineage: Eukaryota; Metazoa; Arthropoda; Insecta; Lepidoptera; Nymphalidae
Source: the annotation of a GenBank genome assembly
AUGUCUCUUUCUAGGCCGAUUUUACAAUAUCCAGAAGAUAAACUGACACAAGCUUUAGAUGCUAUACGAAACGGCAUGAAAAUUAGAGAAGCCAGCAGACUUUACAGUGUUCCUCGUGGUACGUUGCAAGAUAGGCUUCAUCUUCGAGUACCUGAAGGUCCUAGAAAAAUGGGUCCUGAUUCUAUUCUUUCCAAAUCUGAAGAAACAGAGAUUGCAAACUGGCUUAUUACUCUUGCAGAUUGCGGAUUUCCCCUUAAAUCUGACAAUCUUUUAAAUACUGUUCAAAAUAUAAUGAUUGAAGAUGGUAGGCCUAAUCCUUUUACUAAUGGGAGACCAGGUAAGAAAUGGUUGCAAUCUUUUUUUAGAAGAAAUCCAUUACUUUCUUUGAGGACACCUGAGGCGAUCUCAAAAGGAAGAGCAAUAAUUACAGAAGAAAGCAUUAGAAAGUGGUUUGAUAACUUAAAAAAAUAUCUCAUUUCUAUUGAAGCACUAGAUUUGCUAGAAGACCCUCAAAGAAUAUUUAAUGGAGAUGAAACUAGUUUCAUCAUUUGCCCUAAAACUGGUAAAGUGAUAGCACCACGUGGAUAUAAAAAUGUGUAUCAAAUUGUUAAGGGAAAAGAAAAAGAAGCAAUUACUGUCCUAGCAUUUUUUUCUGCAAAUGGCGAUAUUUUGCCUCCAUGUGUCGUUUUUCCUUAUAUUAGGCCACCCAAAGACGUUGUGAAUAGUAUGCCUGAUAGUUGGUUCCUUGGCAAAUCUGACACUGGUUGGAUGAAAGCAGACGUAUUUUUUGAUUAUGUAUCAAAGUGUCUCAACAAAUGGAUACAAGAAAAUAAUAUAAAAAAACCAGUACUUGUUUUUGUUGAUGGUCAUAAAAGCCACAUGACAAUGGGGCUUAGCCAGUACUGUUACGAUAAUAAUAUUAUAUUAUAUGCGCUUCCACCGAAUACAACUCAUUUGAUGCAACCAGCUGAUGUCAGUGUAUUUAAACCGCUUAAAUCUGAAUGGACGUCAACUAUACACGAGUGGUGUUCUCAGCCAGAUAAUUUAAAUUCUGUACUAACCAAAGCAACCUUUUGUCCACUACUUGAUAAAGUUUUACAAAAGUCAACACUAAUAGCGUCUAUUAAAAAUGGCUUUCGCAAAUGCGGUUUGUUUCCAUUUAAUCCAGAUGCGGUGGAUUAUUCAAAAUGUAUCCAAAACAAUUUAGAAAAUAGUAAAGCCAUUGCGCACUGUUCUAAAAAAUCUCCUUUUAAGACAUUGAAAAAGAAAGAGUUUGAUACUGCAACUAAAAUCAUAAAGCAUAUAAGCAAAGAUCUGACUGCGUGUGGUAUCAGUGUGGAAGUUGUACUACAAGUUAUAGAAAAUGCAAAACUUUACGAAGGAUUGAAUGAUUCAAUUAAAAGUAAUACUACUGAAAAUGAAAACGAAAAAGAGAAAGUAGAGAUCGAUCAGGAAAAAAUCAAUAAAAUUGAUGAAUGUAUUGUUCAAAAAGACAUAAUAGAAAGUAAAAAAAAUCAAGUAAAUGAAGUACAAGAGUUAUUGUUAGAAAAUAGGGUUAAUAAAGAAAAGAUUCACGAGAGAAAAACUACAGAGGAAAUAAUUUUAAUUAAAAGCACUGGAGUACAGGAAGAUAAUAAUAUAUAUGAGGAUGUUUUCACUAAUUCAUCACAACAGGAUAUUCAGGCUAAUAGCUAUCUCAGUGGCCUAUCUUUGCCACUAGGUGAUGUUACAUUUAUGAAUAAUCUACUGGACGACGAAUUAAAUAUAGGUACAUUUGAAAUCAAUGAAAAUUCAAUUUUAAUGCCUAUUACAGAGAAAUCCGGAAUUCAAGAUAAUAGACAAAAUGUCGAAAGAUCUCUUGGUUUCAGUGCUCUAAUUGAUUCUAUGAUUCAGAGAGAAACUCAGAGAAUAUCACCCAUCGUACGAAAACAUCUUGUUAUACCCUCGCCAAUAAAAAAAUCUUCGACACAUAGAAACAUGAAUAGGAUUGGAGCAAUAUCUUCUUCAGAAUGGAGACUAUUUGAAAAAACAAAAGAGGAGGAAAAACAAAAAAAGAAAGACGCUAUCCAAGAAAGAAAAUUGCAGAGACAGAAAAUUAAGGACGAAAAAAAACAGGAAAAGAUUAGUAAAACGAUUAAAAAAGCACGAAGUUUAAAUAAAAAUAAAACAAAAAUAUCAGCUAAGAAAGAUGACAAUUCUGAGGAGGAAUUUACUAUAAAAAGUAUAAAAAAAAGAAAAUUGACCGCUGUAAGUGACAGUGAAAAUACAGCGACAGAAAACAAAAUAGACGAAUGUGAUACAAAGAAAAAUAAAUCACCUAAAAUUAAGAUUCUAUCAGUACAAACUACCUUUCUAAAACCAAAAAAACAUAUACAAAAUUUAAAAAGAGAUAAUUGUGAAGAAAAUGAAUGUAUAGACCCGAAAAAUAUUGAUUUAAUUGUUAAUAACAGAGCUUUGCAAAAAGCAAAUAACAGAAGAAAAACAUUUAGAAAUGAAGAAGAACUUACAAACUUUUUAAACAAUAAUAAUAAC